CGCCAUCUUUGUUGAUGUGUCAGCUCUGCGGGGGUUUGGGGAAGCCGCGGCGGAGGGAGCUUGGUGUCGGCCUUGUUCCUCACCGCUGCCCCCCGCCUCCGCACUUCCUGUUCUUCUGGACCCCUUUACGGAGAAGUUGGCCCCUACGCGGGAAUUCCAAUGGCCUCUUUAGGGGUGUGGCCUAAGGCUCGAAGAAGUGGGAUGUAAAACGAAGAUCAGGAACAGCUUUGAAGAGAUGCAAAGUGAAUUGGUGCCAGUCAGCAUGUCAGAAACAGAGCACAUAGCCUCCAUUUCCUCUGAUCAAAAUAUUGAGAAAACAUCUGAAAUAAAGGAAGACUCAUGCAAUUCGUUUUCUGGUGAUGAAAAUAGCAGCUUAGAAAAUGAGUCCAAACUGUUGUCAUUAAAGUUUGAUAAAACUUUAUGUCAGCCUAGUGAACACAAUAAUCAAACUGAAACACAGGAGAAUUAUAUUCCAGAUCAUGGUGGAGGUGAGGAUUCCUGUGCUAAAACAGACAUAUGCCCAGAAAAUUCUGAACAAAUAGCUAAUUUUCCUGGUGGAGAUUUUACAAAGCAAGUUUUGAAAACAAAUGAAGCAGAACAAACAGUAACACAAAUAUUGGCGGAAUUAAGGUCAUCUACAUUUACAGAAGCAGCUAAUCAAAAGACCUAUUCAGAAAGUCCUUAUGAUACAGACUGCACCAAGAAACUUAUUUCAAAAAUGAAGAAUGUUUCAACAUCAGAGGAUUUGUUGGAAGAAAUAGAAUCUGAGCUCUUAUCUACUGAGUUUGCAAAAGAACACCGACUACCAAAUGGAAUGAAUAAGGGAGAAAAUGCAUUAGUUAUGUUUGAAAAGUGUGUGCAAGAUAAGCAUUUGCAGCAGGAGCAUACCAUAAAGAAGUUAAUUAAAGAAAAUAAGAAGCAUCAGGAGCUUAUCUUAGACAUUUGUUCAGAAAAAGACAAUUUAAGAGAAGAACUAAAAAAAAGAACAGAAACAGAGAAGCAGCAUAUGAACACAAUUAAACAGUUAGAAUCAAGAAUAGAGGAACUUAAUAAAGAAGUUCAAGCUUCCAAAGAUAAAGUACUAGCUCAAGACAUUGCAACUAAAAAUGCAAUUCAGCAAUUACACAAAGAGAUGGCCCAUCGGAUGGAACAGGCCAACAAGAAAUGUGAAGAGGCACGCCAGGAAAAAGAAGCAAUGGUAAUGAAGUAUGUAAGAGGCGAGAAGGAAUCUUUAGACCUUCGAAAGGAAAAAGAGAUACUUGAAAAAAAACUUAGAGAUGCAAAUAAAGAAUAUGAGAAAAACACUAACAAAAUUAAGCAACUUUCUCAGGAGAAAGGACGGCUGCACCAGCUGUACGAAACAAAGGAAGGUGAAACUACUAGACUCGUCAGAGAAAUAGACAAAUUAAAGGAAGAUAUCAACUCUCAAAUCAUUAAAGUAAAAUGGGCACAAAACAAAUUAAAAGCAGAAAUGGAUUCACACAAGGAAACCAAAGAUAAACUCAAAGAGACAACAACAAAAUUAACUCAAGCAAAGGAAGAAGCAGAUCAAAUUCGGAAAAAUUGUCAGGAUAUGAUAAAAACAUAUCAGGAAUCAGAAGAAAUUAAAUCAAAUGAGCUUGAUGCCAAGCUUAGAGUCACAAAAGGAGAACUUGAAAAACAAAUGCAAGAAAAAUCUGACCAGCUAGAAAUGCAUCAUGCCAAAAUAAAGGAACUAGAAGAUCUGAAGAGGACAUUUAAGGAGGGCAUGGAUGAGCUACGAACACUGAGAACAAAGGUAAAAUGUCUAGAAGAUGAACGAUUGAGAACAGAAGAUGAAUUAUCAAAAUAUAAAGAAAUUAUUAAUCGCCAAAAAGCUGAAAUUCAGAAUUUAUUGGACAAAGUGAAAAUUGCAGGUCAGAUACAGGAGCAGCAUCAAAGAGGUAAACAAGAAAUUGAAAAUUUGAAGGAAGAAGUGGAAAGUCUUAAUUCUUUGAUUAAUGACCUACAAAAAGACAUCGAAGGCAGUAGGAAAAGAGAAUCUGAGCUACUACUGUUUACAGAAAAGCUCACUAGUAAGAAUGCACAACUUCAAUCUGAAUCCAAUUCUUUGCAGUCACAGUUUGAUAAACUUUCCUGUAGUGAAAGUCAGUUACAAGGCCAAUGUGAACACAUGAAACAGACAAAUAUUAAUUUGGAAAGUAGAUUGUUAAAAGAAGAAGAACUGCGAAAAGAGGAAGUCCAGACUCUGCAAGCUGAACUCACUUGUAGACAAACCGAAGUCAAAACAUUGAGUACCCAGGUCGAAGAAUUAAAAGAUGAAUUAGUAACUCAAAGACGUAAACAUGCCUCUAGUGUCAAGGAUCUUACCAAACAACUUCAGCAAGCACGAAGAAAGUUAGAUCAGGUUGAGAAUGGAAGCUAUGAUAAAGAAGUCAGCAGCAUGGGAAGUCGUUCUAGUUCAUCAGGGUCCCUCAAUGCUCGAAGCAGUGCAGAAGAUCGAUCUCCAGAAAAUACUGGGUCGUCAGUAGCUGUAGAUAACUUUCCAGAAGUAGACAAGGCCAUGCUGAUUGAGAGGAUAGUAAGGCUGCAAAAGGCACAUGCUCGGAAAAAUGAAAAGAUAGAAUUUAUGGAGGAUCACAUCAAACAAUUGGUGGAAGAAAUUAGGAAAAAAACAAAAAUAAUUCAGAGUUACGUUUUACGAGAAGAAUCAGGCACACUUUCUUCAGAGGCAUCUGAUUUUAACAAAGUCCAUUUAAGUAGACGGGGUGGCAUCAUGGCAUCUUUAUACACAUCCCAUCCAGCUGAUAGUGGAUUAACAUUGGAACUCUCUUUGGAGAUCAACCGAAAACUACAGGCUGUUUUGGAGGAUACGUUAUUGAAAAAUAUUACUUUGAAGGAAAAUCUGCAAACACUUGGAACAGAAAUAGAACGUCUUAUUAAACACCAGCAUGACCUAGAGCAGAGGACGAAGAAAACCUAACACAAAGUUCUUCCUCAGUAAACAGACAAAAGCUACACAAGGAGCAGGUGCCAUUGCCCAGUAUUGUUGGAAACUUUUCCCUGCUUUGUGUGUCAGCCAGUAAAAAAUUUGUUUUGCUUCAUCUGUAUAAAAAAGUACCUUUUUACAAUACAAGUGCAUUGCUGUGUAUACUGUAAGAAUGUAAGCUUUGAUGAAACUUGUUUUUGUGUGGUGACAGCCUGUCAUUGAAUCAGAACAACUUAUUUAAUUUGCUGAUAGUCAUAUGAAGUGCUGAACAUUAUGACAAGGGCUUUUGAAAACCCCUUCUCCGUAUUUCUUCCCUUUAAAAUAUAUAAUCUCAAAAAUGAUUUCACUUUUUAAAAUUAUGCAUGAAAGGACAGGUGUUAAUCAUUCAGUAAUAUGCUGUUUCUCCAACAUGAAGAAAACUAAAGAAGUGAUUAAAAACUUGUUUUCUUUCUAAUAUAACAUUUGCUUGUGUGUUAGGGAUGCCAAUGAGUUCUUAAACCAUUUGAUUUUAAUGGAAGCUAAUAGGAAAGCUAGCUUUUGGUAACUAGCAAUGAUCAGGCAUUGUAUGCCCCUGUCAGGUUUCCUUAUUUGUGCUAGGUACAUUUUUUUCAGAUUCGAAUUGAGUUAAUAGUUGAGUUUUUUAAAUCUCCAGUUACAUAAAAUAUGAUUUUAAAUAAUCUGCUCAUUUAGAGAAUUCCUGUGGACUUCAGUUAUAUUUUAAAAUGUGAAAUGGAUAAGUCUCAUUAGAACAGAGAGAUGAAUAAUGGAUUCUUUGAAACUGAAGUACUUUAGUUUUACUGACAUCAAGUAUAAAGAUAAAUUUAAGAUAUUUAUAAAGAACCAGUUCCCAAGAAAAUCCAGCAUAUGGCACUGUUAACCAUUUUAUCUGUUCACCAUUCUUUACUGUUGGUAUAAUUACAUAUUAUAGUGGGGUGAUCUUACAGUCCCCAGAUAUGAUGUGUUUGGUAUAUUUAUUUAAAAUACAAAAUAAUUACAUCUCCGUAACCAAAGGAAUUUUAGAACCAAAUUUAUGUAUCCUGUUGGAGUUUUACAAUAUUUAUGAUGUACACUUAAAUGUUGACAGUCAUAGUAUCAGUAUUUCUGUCAUUGAAUUUUUUUCUCACCUCUUGUAAUUUCUCACUUAUUUUAAUUUGUGUGUGUGGUUUUUCACAUUUCAUUAUAUUCAGAUAAUUUCUGUAGUAGAUACCUUGGCACAUACACAGAUGUUGCAGCAAGCCUCAUUUUCGUUUUGGAUUUUCGCCAACUUCUUUCUCCCCUUAACAGAAUUAAGCUUUGCGGUGGAUUAAAAGCCUUUAAAGAAU
Messenger RNA from Delphinapterus leucas (beluga whale), 4290 nucleotides. RefSeq names its product coiled-coil domain containing 186 (gene CCDC186). The record is from RefSeq and is a predicted model, not a curated record. Gene Ontology annotation, cellular component: trans-Golgi network. Gene Ontology annotation, molecular function: small GTPase binding. Gene Ontology annotation, biological process: vesicle cytoskeletal trafficking. Lineage: Eukaryota; Metazoa; Chordata; Mammalia; Artiodactyla; Monodontidae.